Messenger RNA from Hemiscyllium ocellatum (epaulette shark), 1488 nucleotides. Its product is annotated as G protein-activated inward rectifier potassium channel 1-like. Lineage: Eukaryota; Metazoa; Chordata; Chondrichthyes; Orectolobiformes; Hemiscylliidae. The record is from RefSeq and is a predicted model, not a curated record. Gene Ontology annotation, cellular component: plasma membrane. The transcript is spliced from 3 exons. The coding region runs from base 1 to 1488 and encodes 495 amino acids. Gene Ontology annotation, biological process: regulation of monoatomic ion transmembrane transport; potassium ion import across plasma membrane. Gene Ontology annotation, molecular function: G-protein activated inward rectifier potassium channel activity.
AUGUCUGCACUCCGUAGAAAAUUCGGUGAAGACUAUCAAGUUGUGAACACUUCCCGGGUUUCCACUUACAGUGCUCCCGUAAAAAAGAAAAGGCAAAGGUUUGUUGACAAGAACGGUCGUUGUAAUGUGCAGCAUGGGAACUUAGGUGGAGAGACAAGUAGGUAUAUUUCUGAUUUGUUCACUACUUUAGUGGAUCUGAAGUGGAGAUGGAACCUCCUAAUCUUCAUUCUGACUUAUACAAUUGCCUGGCUGGUGAUGGCUUCAAUGUGGUGGAUCAUAGCCUACAUCCGAGGAGAUAUAAACCAGACCCAUGGCGAGAACUAUACCCCGUGUGUGGCCAAUGUCUACAAUUUUCCGUCUGCUUUUCUCUUCUUCAUAGAGACAGAGGCCACCAUUGGUUAUGGCUUCAGAUACAUUACUGAGAAAUGCCCAGAGGGCAUCAUUCUCUUCUUGUUCCAAUCCUUGCUUGGUUCCAUUGUGGAUGCCUUUUUGAUCGGGUGUAUGUUCAUCAAAAUGUCCCAGCCAAAGAAAAGGGCAGAGACUUUGAUGUUUAGUCACAAUGCAGUCAUCUCCCAACGUGAUGGCAAAAUGUGCCUGAUGUUUCGAGUAGGGAACCUUAGAAACAGCCAUAUGGUUUCUGCUCAGAUGAGAUGCAAAGUGAUAAAGUCCAGGCAGACCCCAGAAGGAGAGUUCCUGCCCUUGGAUCAAUGUGAGUUGGAUGUGGGAUUUGGGACUGGAGCAGACCAACUGUUUCUGGUUUCCCCUCUGACUAUCUGUCAUGAAAUCAAUCCGAAAAGUCCCUUCUUUGACCUGUCUCAGCGAUCAUUGAGAAGUGACCAGUUUGAAAUUGUGGUGAUUCUGGAGGGAAUUGUUGAGACCACUGGAAUGACAUGUCAAGCGAGGACCUCAUACACAGAAGAUGAAGUUCUUUGGGGUCAUAGAUUUCUUCCAGUCAUGUCACUAGAAGAAGGAUUUUUCCGUGUGGAUUAUUCCCAAUUCCACUCCACAUUUGAGGUUCCCACAUCUCCCUAUAGUGUAAAGGAACAAGAUGAGAAGCUGUCGCUGACAUCACUUUGUCCCACACCUUGUAUCAGCAACAGCAAGAACAGAAGGGAGAGAAUUUUCUCCUUGGACUGCAUCGAUACCCUAGAGGAGAAGGGCAACAAAUUACCGGCCAAACUUCAGAAAAUGAGCACCGGCAAAGAGGAAGUGCAGAGGAAAGUUAUGAGGAUGACUGCUGACAUAGGAGAGAAAACUUGCAGUACUGGUGAUCUGCCUCUAAAACUGCAGAGGUUAAGCUCUAACCCCAGCAAUUUCACUGCCGAAGAAAGACUCCCGCUGAAGAGUUUCAAAGUCAAUUCAGAAUCCAUCACUCAAUCAACAGGAGACCUUCCACAGAGGGAACAUGGCCUGCAACUCACAGGAAUACGAAUGGAGGACAAUUUACCUGCCAAACUGAGGAAAAUGAAUUCUGGUCGCUUCACUUAG